This is a messenger RNA of Jaculus jaculus (lesser Egyptian jerboa), 582 nucleotides long. RefSeq names its product vegetative cell wall protein gp1-like. NCBI's taxonomy places the organism in Eukaryota, Metazoa, Chordata, Mammalia, Rodentia, Dipodidae. The coding region runs from base 1 to 582 and encodes 193 amino acids. The transcript has a single exon. The record is from RefSeq and is a predicted model, not a curated record.
AUGUGCCUCCAGCCACCCCCCCCCGCGCGCCCCGCCCCCACACCCCACGCUAGUCAAGAGCCCCCCACAGCGUUCCACAGUGUCCCACACUCCAGCGUACCUCAGCGUGCUCCGCCUCUCCCUGCACGCCCUGCGCCCCACCGCACUCCCUGCAACCCCAUUGGUGCACACCGCGCCCCAGCCCAACCACCCGCGCGCACCGUGGCACCCCAUGCAUCCUGCGCCUCCCGCACGUUCCACGGCGCGACCACCCCCACGUGUCCAGAGCGAACCACGGCAUCCCGCGGCGCCCCGGCAUGCCCUAAACCCCGCACGCCCUGCCACCCCACGCACCCUGCACUCCCCCGUGAGCCCUGUCCCAAUCCACGCGCACCGCGCCCUUUGCCCACACCCCGCACGCACCGCAGCACCCCCCGCAUCCCACGCCUCUCGCGCACUCAACCACACCCACCCAUGUGCAUCGCGCCCCCUUCACACGCAGCCCGUGCGCCCCGCAGUUCCCGAGCACCCCCAGGGCGCCCACAGCAUCCUGCGUCCCAGUGUGCCACGCGGUGUCCCGUGGCAUCCCACACCCCAGCGUAA